Messenger RNA from Trichoderma virens Gv29-8, 772 nucleotides. RefSeq lists its product as uncharacterized. Gene Ontology annotation, biological process: translation. Gene Ontology annotation, cellular component: cytosolic large ribosomal subunit; ribosome. Gene Ontology annotation, molecular function: large ribosomal subunit rRNA binding; structural constituent of ribosome. Bases 70 to 489 code for a protein of 139 amino acids. The transcript is spliced from 4 exons. NCBI's taxonomy places the organism in Eukaryota, Fungi, Ascomycota, Sordariomycetes, Hypocreales, Hypocreaceae. The record is from RefSeq and is a predicted model, not a curated record.
CUUCACGACGGCAAUCCGCGACUUCGGCACGUUUCUCACGACUCUAACGCCCCCAACCCUUCCGACACAAUGGCCAAGCAAUCUCGUGGUGCCCCUGGUGGCAAGCUCAAGAUGACCCUCGGUCUCCCCGUCGGUGCCGUCAUGAACUGCGCCGACAACUCUGGUGCCCGUAACCUGUACAUCAUCUCCGUCAAGGGUAUCGGUGCUCGUCUGAACCGCCUGCCCGCCGGCGGUGUCGGUGACAUGGUCAUGGCCACCGUCAAGAAGGGAAAGCCCGAGCUGCGAAAGAAGGUCCACCCCGCCGUCAUUGUCCGACAGUCCAAGCCCUGGAAGCGAUUCGACGGUGUUUUCCUGUACUUCGAGGACAACGCUGGUGUUAUCGUCAACCCCAAGGGUGAGAUGAAGGGCUCUGCCAUCACUGGCCCCGUCGGCAAGGAGGCUGCUGAGCUGUGGCCCCGUAUUGCCAGCAACUCCGGUGUCGUCAUGUAAAGAGGCUGUUAAAGAAGGGAGGGAAAUUUUUUUAUCAAGAGAGGAAUGAAAAAAGACAAAUGACCAAGUCCCUCGAUGCGAUCUUAUAGAAGCGUGGAAAUCUUUUCCGUCUCCUGUCCCUUGUUCUGAUUUUUUUGUUAUUUGGGGAAUGGGAGGGGGAAAAGAAACGGGAAAGUAAAGUCGCUGGAUUGGCAGGCUCUUGCAUUUCGGUUGCGGCGUGUAAGGAUGAUUCAAUAUCAGGUAUCGCAUCAAAUGGACAAAGACAAAAAAAUAUCCAAGUCCG